AUCGAUUGUAAAAGUUACACAACAAAACUACAAAAGCAGAGGAAACAUCCUUUUAUUUCGCUUUAUUCAUUCGUUGUUCCCUUUUCAAUUCAUCCACUCUCUAUAAAAAGGAACUUGUCUACUCGCACAAAUUAUAAAAUAUAUAUAUAUAUAAAGAAGCUUUAGAUUUCAAAAAUUCUGAAAUCAAAUCGCCAUGUCAGUGCGUAGGCGUACCUUGCUCAAGGUCAUCGUUCUCGGCGACAGUGGGGUCGGCAAGACUUCGUUGAUGAAUCAAUAUGUGCAUAAGAAGUUUAGUCAGCAGUAUAAAGCUACAAUUGGUGCCGAUUUCGUCACGAAAGAGCUCCAAAUUGAUGACAGGCUCGUCACUCUACAAAUAUGGGACACCGCAGGCCAAGAGCGGUUUCAAAGUCUUGGAGUUGCGUUUUAUAGAGGCGCAGAUUGCUGUGUUCUAGCUUAUGACGUUAACGUCAUGAAGUCGUUUGAUACUCUUGAUAAUUGGCAUGAGGAGUUUCUUAAACAGGCAAAUCCACCUAACCCAAGGACAUUUCCGUUUAUAUUGCUUGGAAACAAGAUUGAUGUUGAUGGUGGGAAUAGUCGAGUGGUUUCUGAGAAGAAAGCAAAGGAGUGGUGUGCUUCAAAAGGCAACAUCCCUUACUUUGAGACAUCAGCAAAAGAGGAUUAUAAUGUUGACGCUGCAUUCUUAUGUAUUGCCAAGACUGCUCUAGCCAAUGAGCGUGAACAGGACAUAUAUUUCCAAGGAAUCCCUGAGGCUGUUUCAGAGUCCGAGCCAAGGGGUGGUUGUGCAUGCUGAUCUGGCAUAUCAAAUAAUUUGACUGACCCAAUGUUUUUGGUUGCGACGUCAUUUUUUGUGGGCCUUGUGAUUCUUUCCUUUUUUUUCUCAUCUUUUUUUGGUUUUGUACACCCUGUUAACUAAGUUCUUGCAAGUUCAUGCUUGACACUGAAAUUGCCAUGUGGAAAAAAGUAGUCUUGUUUUGGUUAGGAUGGACUUCAAGAAUCCGGAAUUGUAGAAACCUAUCUUGGAUUGGUUCACCAUGAGUUAUUUUAAGCAUAGAUUAGGGAAAGAGUGUUUGAACUUGUA
Messenger RNA from Quercus lobata, 1099 nucleotides. RefSeq names its product ras-related protein Rab7. The coding region runs from base 194 to 811 and encodes 205 amino acids. Gene Ontology annotation, cellular component: vacuolar membrane. Gene Ontology annotation, molecular function: GTP binding; GTPase activity. The record is from RefSeq and is a predicted model, not a curated record. Lineage: Eukaryota; Viridiplantae; Streptophyta; Magnoliopsida; Fagales; Fagaceae. The transcript is spliced from 7 exons.